This is a messenger RNA of Syzygium oleosum, 602 nucleotides long. RefSeq lists its product as uncharacterized. The record is from RefSeq and is a predicted model, not a curated record. Gene Ontology annotation, molecular function: protein binding. Bases 56 to 382 code for a protein of 108 amino acids. Lineage: Eukaryota; Viridiplantae; Streptophyta; Magnoliopsida; Myrtales; Myrtaceae. The transcript is spliced from 5 exons.
CCCCCGCUGCCCCUUUCGCAGCAGAGAACGAGAAAAGUGUGAAGAAGAAGAAGAUAUGAGCUCCGCGACGGAGCCACGACAGUUGAGGGGCCACAGAGCGACGGCCACGUGCUGCAUCGCCUCCCGCGACCGCCCUGGCCUCGUCGCCACUUCCGGCGAAGUAAUAUAUGUUUCGUCCCUGUGUUUUAAGCCUGGUAAUGAAGAUGUUAUAUAUGUUUCGUCCGGAAAGGAAGUCAAGUGCUUCGAUGUUCGUCUGGGUACCUCAUGGACGCCAUUGGAGUGUUAUGAUUACAACAAAGAAGAAAUAAACCAGAUUGUCUGCAUCUCGAAGUCAUUCCUUGCUGCAGCAGAUGAUGGUGGCGAGAUAAAGAAUUUGACCUGAACCAAUUGAGGAACACAGCAAAACCACUUAUCUGGACUGCAGAGAAGAAGGUUUACCGCUAUGUGAUUUUUAAGAUCGAUGAGAAGAAAAAAGAGGUUGUGGUUGAGAAGACUGGAGGUCCAGCUGAAAGAUAUGAAGAUUGCACCUCCUCUUUGCCAGAGAAUGACUGUUGAUAUGCUGGCUAUGACUUCGACUUUGUAACUUCUGCAAAAUGUCAAAA